Molecule: messenger RNA, 780 nt
Organism: Acanthosepion pharaonis
Lineage: Eukaryota; Metazoa; Mollusca; Cephalopoda; Sepiida; Sepiidae
Source: the annotation of a GenBank genome assembly
AUGAAAGCUCAUAUUAUAAUUUUUGAUAUUUUUGUUUUUCUUUCGCCCUCUGUAAUUCUUUCUUUUUCUUUCUUUUUCUUUCUUUCUUUCUUUCUUUGCCACCACUUCUUUCUUUCUUUCUUUCUUUCUUUCUUUCUUUCUUUGCAAACCUCUUUCUUUCUUUCUUUCUUUCUUUCUUUCUUUCUUUCUUUUAUUUUUCCUUUCUUUCUUGCUUGCUUUCUUUCUUUUAUUUUUGUUCUUUCUUUCUUUCUUUCUUUCUUUCUUUCUUUCUUUCUUUCUUUCUUUGCCACCUCAUUCUUUCUUUUAUUUUUGUUCUUUUUUCUUUCUUUCUUUCUUUCUUUCUUUCUUUCUUUCUUUCUUUCUUUUAUUUUUGUUCUUUUUUCCUUUCUUUCUUUCUUUCUUUCUUUGCCACCUCUUUCUUUCUAUCUUUCUUUCUUUUAUUUUUGUUCUUUUUUCCUUUCUUUCUUGCUUUCUUUCUUUCUUGCUUUCUUUCUUUCUUUGCCACCUCUUUCUUUCUUUCUUUCUUUCUUUCUUUCUUUUAUUUUUGUGCUUUUUUCCUUUCUUUCUUUCUUUCUUUUAUUUUUAUUCUUUUUUUCCUUUAUCUUUAACUUAUUCUUUCUAUUCUACUUUUCUUUAUUUCAUUCAACUUUUCUUUUUCAGUCUAUUUUUCUUUCUAUCUUCAACCCUUUUUUCUUUUUUUUUUCAGUUAAUUUCUUUGGAUUUACUUUUUCAUUCUUUUUUUUAUUCAUUUUUUCUUUUUAUUCUUUUUCUUUCCGUUAA